UCAUCGUCAUUUCAGAUUAUAUAUAAUACUAUAACAUAACCUUUUGAAGAUAUCUGGAAAUCUGUGUCAAGGAUUUCACAUGAAUUCUGGUCAAAAUCGAACCAACAGAUGCCAAAGCUUCUGAUGUUUCUAUCGUCUGUGUUUUGAACAUUGAUUGCACCACAGAAGCAAGACAAUUCUCCAGUUCAAAUGAUUUGGAUGUCGAAAUUUUGAAAAAAUAACAAGGAAAUUCAACAAAAUCGUGUUGGAUUUUAUCCGAUUGCCUCGAUUUUAGCAAAAUUCAGAGACUCUGUGUUUCGUUUUCUAGAGGUGUAUUUAUUGACUUUUGUUUCUUGUUCUUCGUCUUGGAUAACAAAUUAUUAUGGUUCUGGAUCUAAACGAUAUGAUGAGGAGAGAGCAUCGGCAAGAUCAACAAUCUAGGGUUUUCUAUGAGCUAUCGGCUUUGAUUUUGAACCUACUGCGGUAUCCUCCUACGCCGAUCCAAUUCUCUGACGAGGUGUCCACGUCUUCCCGGAGGCAGCAGCCUCAACGGCCUCCGCUAACGCAGAUAACGCCGGCCGGAUUUGCAUCCUUGCUAUUGGGGAUAUCAUUGUCUCUUAUGCUGUGUGGAUCCAUAACCUUCUUCAUAGGGUUCCUACUAAUGCCUUGGGUGCUUGGCUUGGUUAUGGUGUUUUAUGUGGUUGGGAUUGUUUCGAGUUUAGCGAUGCUCGGUCGCGCCAUUUUUUUUCAUACUCUUUCUCCUAAGAAGGGCGUUCCUGCGUGGAAACUGUUGUGAACGACAGCUAGAGACCCAUUGAACUACACAUAGUACGUAAGUUGUUUCAACGAGGUGAUGCUUUCUUGCCGCAAGAAAAAAAAAACAGUAGUGUUACUGAAGUUUCGAAAUGUGGGAAAAAAGGUUGCUUAUAAAGAUAUUACUGCAAACUGUGCAUAAAUGGAUAUCUGUUUAAGGUUUUCAUGUAGAAUUUUAGUAGAGCAAAUGGAAAGCUUAUUUUCCGUUUGUUCAAAGAAAGUGAAGGUGUCCUGGAAAACAAGUCUUUUCUUCACAAUAUGGAUAUGACCAAAUUGUUUCUUUGGGUACCCUUUAAAUACGUGUAAUUCGCUCACUUCUUUUUCUUUUUGUGUUUUAUAUGGAUUAUUUCUUUUGUAUAAAGCAGGUGCACUAAUCAAGAAACUUAUAGGCCAAGUGUUUGUUA
Messenger RNA from Cynara cardunculus var. scolymus (artichoke), 1196 nucleotides. RefSeq lists its product as uncharacterized. Lineage: Eukaryota; Viridiplantae; Streptophyta; Magnoliopsida; Asterales; Asteraceae. The coding region runs from base 362 to 775 and encodes 137 amino acids. The transcript is spliced from 2 exons. The record is from RefSeq and is a predicted model, not a curated record.